CCAGCGUUUAAUCGUGUCUAGCUUAACUUUCCAUGGUGAGAUGGCCGUGGAGUCUCUGCUGAAUCCUGUGAAGUCGAAACGGGCUUUGUGGACAGACAGCAGGAGGCGAGAAAACCCGCCGCAGUCCGCUCCGACCUCCAUUUUAAAAAAGUAAUAACGAUGAGCAGCCUGAAUCCUGGAAACCCCGAAAACUGCUGAACAUCCAAUCAACACUACUGAAUACUGGAGACUAGCCCUGGAUAGGUUAGUGUUGUAGCUGUGUGGCCGGGCAGCCUGACUGCCUACCAGCCUCCAGAUGAAUGAAGAGCACUCCGGGACUCAGAGACACAGCUGAUGCAGGGCAUGUAGGUGUUUCUGCAAAUAUGAUGAAGAAAAAGAACACUCAUAAGAAACAUAAGAGCAGUCUGGGUCCAACCACCAAAGUUCUGUCGCAGCCACGACGCAACCUCGUCGGCUGCAGGAUCCAGCACGUCUGGAAGGAAGGAGGAGGACAUGUGAUCUGGAAAGGGACCGUGCUCGACCAGGUGCCAGUGAACCCGUCUCUCUAUCUGAUAAAGUAUGAUGGUUUUGACUGCGUUUAUGGUCUGGAGCUUCAUAAAGACGAGAGGGUUCAGGGGCUGGAGGUGCUCCCUGACAGACUGGCUAAAUCCCGUCUAACAGACGUCAACCUAGCGGACACCAUGAUAGGAAAAGCGGUGGAGCACAUGUUUGAGACAGAGGAGGGUCCGAAGGAGGAGUGGAGAGGGAUGGUGCUGGCCCGGGCUCCUAUCAUGACCACCUGGUUCUACAUAACCUACGAGAAAGACCCUGUCCUCUACAUGUACCAGCUGCUGGACGACUACAAGGAGGGAGACCUCCGCAUCAUGCCUGACUCCAAUGACAGCGUCCCGGCGGAGAGGGAACCUGGCGAGGUAGUGGACAGCCUGGUGGGUAAACAGGUCGAGUACGCCAAAGAGGACGGCGGCAAACGAACGGGCAUGGUAAUCCACCAGGUGGAGGCCAAGCCCUCCGUCUACUUCAUCAAAUUUGACGAUGACUUCCUCAUUUACGUCUACGACCUGGUCAAAACUUCAUAAGACUCUGCAGACGUCCUGAGCCCCUCUCUUGACUUGACAGAAACAAAAAUGCAGCACAUUUCGAAACACCUGAAGCAUUCGAUCAAACACUUGUUCCUUCUACCAUCAAAUACAAAAACAAAAGACUCGAGAAAAGAAUUCUUACAGUGGAAAAGGACAGGAUAGAUGCUUUUUGAAAAUCGGCUUGUUCCUGCGUCUGGAAACAUUUAAGACGGAUUAAAAUUCAGCUUGGUGGCUUUGAAGACUCAUCUAUGACUUUCUGAGACCCUUAAAAUAGAAAAAAAGGGUCCUGGUUUUAAGUUACUCCUACAAGGGCCGGAAAAUUUUGAAUACCCCUUAAUACCUUUCUGAAAAAAAUCAGAGGUCUCCAAAAAUUCAGUCUUACUUUAGAAAGCAAACUAAACGUUUAAAUCAAUUUCAGUGUUUGAAUUCAUCCAGUGGGCUGGUUGCAGGGGACAUUUUUGGUCUUGGUGAUAUGGCAUAGCUAAUUCGAGAUUACCCCCUAGUGAUCAUAUCAUGGGAAAGUCUGAUAGUAGCCGACUCUGUGCUAAACAACAAGGAAACAAGAUAAGGACAGGUGGUCAGGUGGAGUUGGCAGUGUGGCAACUAGAAGUCUUCAUUUGGAUACGUGACUUACAAAUCACAUAGUUUGGCUUAAUAUUUCAAAGGUUUGACUAAGUAAGCCAAAAUAUUUUACUAGGUAUAAUUAUGAUUAAUAAAAUCAUCAUUUUGAUUUAGUGAAUCUAAUAAUUUUGACUUUUGCAUUUUACUUCUGUCAUAGACUUUGAAAGUCUCAUAAUUCCACUCUAGUAUGUCAAAAUCUUUACUUCUUUUUGAAUUAAAUAAUUACCUUGAUUUAUAAGUUCGUAAUUCUUUACCAAAAAGAUUAUAGUGUUUAUUAUGCCUAAGGGCAUCCCUUUUUCUCUUUUUCUGGCUGAAAUGGUCCUCCAUAUAAUUGAGAUCCAUAAGACAGGAAAAAAGAAACUGGUCCCAGUCUAACCUAAACGUUGGACUUUAGAGACUUUCUGAAGGAAAAAACAGUAAAAUAACAUAACAUGGUAACCAGCAUAACAAUGCUAACCCACACAUAAAUAAGUAAAGGAACAGGUGGGAACCUAAAAAACAGGUUGUUUUUGUCACACUUAAGAAGGCACUUUGGAAAUAUCCCAAAACUGGUGGCCCUUUUGUUUGGAAUGAAGGUUAACUGAAGUGGGAUUUCUGUUCCGUUUGUUGUACAAAACAAAACAGAUUUCUUCAUCGUAAAUUGUGCUACUUACACAGGCUCCAUUUCAUCAACUUCAACUGAAUAUUAAUGAGGAGGGCAACAAACUGAUCUUUAAAAAAGCUUUUUCUUUUCUUUUUGCUUUUAUCAUUGCCGGAACCCGUCCUGUUGUGAAGUUGUUUGAUGUUGAAGACAAUCGGACAGCUUUUCCCUGUGAUUUCACUAAAGCCUUUGGAUUUGCUCUCGUGUUGUCUUUUCUAAGUCAUCAAUGAAGGAUAAGAAUGACUUAGCUGAAACUUGGCCAAAGCCCUUGGUGGCCUUGGCAGUUUGUUUGUAACAAGGUUAUUAACAUUAACACAAACACCUGGAAUUGCAAUUUCUUGAGUGGUUCUUCCUCCAUUUGAACUUCUUGUGGAUGUGAUGGAUUCUAAAUGUCACAAUCUGUUGAUUUAAGGAGCGGAUAACAUGGUUUAAUGCACCUUAAAUCCUGGGAGGAGAAGAUAAGAAUACUCCCUGGACAGUUCAUGAGUAUGUUGGACUUUAGAAGAAAAACAAAUACACAGAUGUUUUUUUUUUGUUUUUUUUCAGUUUCGAAGGCAUCAGUGAGAAUUUUGAAGAUGUUAAGAAUUUGGAGCCUGAACAGUUUACUUCCAUGUCUGGGUUGAUAAAUGUAUUACUGUAACAAAUGUAAUCCCAGUUUGUUUAUACACACAAACCAAAAUAUUUUUGGGUCCUCAUGAUGUGAUCCAAUGCUUUCAUGGCUGACUGAAGAAACCAGAGGGGACACAGUCAGUUGUGUUUAGUAUGUAAAGAGAUUAACAACCAGAGAAGGUUUAAAUAUCCUUUUUCACAAAUGUACAUUUUAUUUUAUUUGGAUAUACUCGAGACCGAAGGUUUGCCAUAAAAGUGUGUUCUGGACUGAAAAUGUAGUUUUGGGCAAAAUUACAAAAUAAGCAAAAUGUGCUAUGUGAAUGAGGGUUAGAGUUGAGCUGUUUAUACUGGUAAUUGACAGAUAUCCCAAAUAAAUUUGCUACUUUCAGCCAGCUACAAUUUAAGAAUACAAAGAUAUCCUUAAAGAAAGAGAGCUUGUUGGUUCCUUUAAGGUACAAUGUGUAAGUAUUGAGACUCGUCUCCACCUGUCCAAUUCAUACUCCCCAAAAAAUAGGGGGCAGCAUAUCACAUAUCAGGUAAUAACUGCUGCUAACUGAGCUCAGUGAGCUGUGCAGCUAAUUUAGCAGUGGUAUAGUCCUGAAUGGGCACCAGAACCGGAAACAGCUAACUCUGUGAAUUAAGGGGUUAUUUUCACCAAACCAGACUUGGUGACAGUGGAAAGACUAACCAAGACGAGUUUUAAUUUGUUUCUGUCGAGUUUGAAUGAGAGAAACUUGAAUUCAGAAGGUGUAUAGUUGUAUUGUUUCUGUUUGCUAAGGAGAAUAGGUGUAAAAAUAUUUCCUUUCUUGUUACUUUAUUUUAUUUAUUUAUGACACUCAAAAAGCUAAGAGAGCUUGCGUAACUCGCUGCUCGCACACAUCUUGUAGGGCCUGAGCUAUCGGAUUUUCGCCUCUCGGGGCUGAAGUGGUAUUACAACACAGGACGGGCCAGAGCUAGCAGGUUAGCAUGCUAACUUCAGUAGAUAUCUCUGCAAAACAGUACAUAGACGUAUUUUACAUGACGUCAGAACUGUUACUACUUCACAUUCUGUUGAAUAUCUUCAUUUUGUUAAUGUUUAUACUAAAAUUCUGUCAUUAUCUUACACAUUGUACCUUUUAAAGGUUUAUUACAAAAUAAUUAAAUUAAUAACUAAAGAAAUUAUGAAUGUAUGCUGAUGAUAUGUUUGCAUCCAUAAUUUGCUGGAAUGAGGAAAAUAGGCUGAUAUUUACAAUUACAAAAAUGUUGAUUUUCCAUUUAUAACUAAAACUUAAUUUGUGGAUGUCAGUAUAGGUCAAGUUUUGGGGGUUUGGGCACUUAAUGCAACAGCUAUCAGUGAAUGUUUCCUGUCAUUUUUUUCUUCUCCCAAAACCUGUUAACAUAGGAGUGAAUGAGAAAAGAAACCAGUGAUGUAUGAAAAACCUUCAGUCAGUGUACUUCCUGUGAUGUAGUUAGUUGCCAAGGCAGAUUACAGCUCUUAUUAUAACCGCACAAAAAAAGACACUUUCCCAGAGAUCUGUUGGUUUCUGCACGUGUAUAUCUGUUUUGUUUUUCAUGAAUAAGAUUGUGGUCGUCUCAACAGGCACUAUUUCAAUUUGGUGAUGAUAUAACACAUUCUUACUAAGACUUGAUUUGCAGCAAAGUUAUGUCUAAUUUAGUCAUUUAGUUUAUUUCACUUUUAUAAUGAUAACCGGUAAAUGUUUGAAUGACAUGGGCCUUCUGUCAUCCUUCUGCCUUGUAUUGUUUGUUUUUGUAUGUUUUAAAAUGUAUGUUAAUAAUUUUAAUUGUUAAUAGAAAUCCUGACGUGG
Messenger RNA from Micropterus salmoides (largemouth bass), 4754 nucleotides. RefSeq names its product spindlin-1 (gene spina). The record is from RefSeq and is a predicted model, not a curated record. The coding region runs from base 300 to 1076 and encodes 258 amino acids. Lineage: Eukaryota; Metazoa; Chordata; Actinopteri; Centrarchiformes; Centrarchidae. The transcript is spliced from 8 exons. Gene Ontology annotation, biological process: gamete generation.